AUUCAUUGGAGAGAAUGUGAGAGAGGCCUGAGAGAGUGGGGGAAAAGGAGAGAGAAGAAAAGUAUACACCUCUGCACAUUUCCUUUCAUUUCAGUUUGUCUAUCAUUCAGUAAACUUCCUGUCAUCACUGCUUUGAGUUUGAAAUGGAACGCUGGCUGCAGCUGCUGGUGCUUUUUCUGGGCCUGCUUCUUGUUAACACAGAUAGCCAAAACCUGAAUGCCUCAUCCACCAGUCGUACACCAACCAAAGCGACAAAGGCCACCACUGUGCCCACCUCCCAUCCCAUAGCCACAUCAACAAGAGCAGUGGUGGCUUCUGCACAGCCAUUCCAUGAGCUAGCCCUGGUGAGAGUGAAAUGGUCAAUCCCAUGCAAGGGGGCCGUCCGCCUCACCUGGCCCGAAGGUGGAGAUGAAUCUGUCUGCUUUUUAAGCCCAUACAAGAUCAAACUCGUAGGUCUCUGUCCCAAUAUGAAAUGUGGACAUUUCCAGGCCUGGGGAUCCUCUGGGUCUAUGACCGCCGGCCUGUAUAUUCAUAGGAAUGGGACAAUGACAAGCCAGAAUUGCACUGCGCUCCAUGUUCAGUGCACAGGCUGCAGUGGGGAGGUGGUUGCAUAUAAGGCCAUCACAGGUCUUCUUCUUGUCCUGGUGCUGGGAGUCCUUCUGCUCCGCUUCGGGAAACCUACAUACAACGCCCUCCGCAAAAGAUUGUCUCAGAGACAGCAGACGCGAUGGAUUGGCCCUACGCAAAGCCAAAGUGUGUACUAUAACAGAGAACAGCAGGCCGGCCUGCAACCCAACAACAACACAUUCAAGAGACACUCCUAUCCAGCAGCGUUGGAAAAGCUCACAGUGACUUCAAGCAGAGAGCCUUCGUCUAACCGGAACAGUGACUAUUCAUACAACUAAAUGAGAAUCUUUUUCACCGUUUUGUUGUCAUUAUCUUCAUCACCAAAGUGUUAUUUAUCUGAGUGAUGCUUGGCCUUAUUUUGCAUUGUGCAUUUUUACUGUUUUGGGGGGUUCUUUUUUGGGGCGGGGGUAUUUUCAUAACCAUGUACAUAAAAGUAUGUUUCUUUGAAUUGCAUUUUCUGAAAUAAAGCCCAUUCCUGAGACAA
Molecule: messenger RNA, 1111 nt
Organism: Alosa sapidissima (American shad)
Lineage: Eukaryota; Metazoa; Chordata; Actinopteri; Clupeiformes; Clupeidae
Gene: cd5
Exons: 7
Coding region: 144-905 (253 amino acids)
Source: RefSeq, a predicted model, not a curated record